Messenger RNA from Dothidotthia symphoricarpi CBS 119687, 471 nucleotides. RefSeq lists its product as uncharacterized. The record is from RefSeq and is a predicted model, not a curated record. NCBI's taxonomy places the organism in Eukaryota, Fungi, Ascomycota, Dothideomycetes, Pleosporales, Dothidotthiaceae. The coding region runs from base 1 to 471 and encodes 156 amino acids. The transcript has 2 exons.
AUGUACGUUUUCUGCGACUUGUGUACUCCCACCGUGUGUACUAAAUGCCUUCCAACUCACACCACUCUCGCCGAUGACGCGAUUGCCCUCUCCACCGCGCCCUAUACCAUUUGUGCUACCGCCUCCAGUGACGGUGUCCGCGCCGUGCAGGGGAUCGAUCUAGCGAUUGCUGCCCAUCUCCGACCCCAUCUCGUCAACCUCCAAAUCAGCUUCGAAAUAAUGUUCGGCCCGCUCAACAAGUUGCCCUUGGCCGUUACUCCACCCAUACCGUGUCGCCGCGGUCUCCACGUCAUCACUGCCAGAAAAGCAUUCUUCUGCCGCGCCUUUUCGGGCUCACAACUUCUACUCAUCAUCAACGAGCCGAGUCCACGUAUAGUUGAUCGAUUUGCGCAUCGCCGCUCCAAUACCCUCCUCUGUAACGUUCCCCGCCAGCACAUCGCCGCCGUUCAUAAUAUCAUCGCGUCUCUCUAA